AUGAAGUUCCUGUGGAUAUUGAGCGUUGGGCUGUUUGUAGUGUUCACGAGACUAGCCAGCAUCGAGGCUCAGUCCUGUGGUCCCCGCGUUCGAAAAGAUUGGACUAUGAUGACGGCGGCCGAGAAGACCACAUACCGCAAUGCAAUACGUGCUUCCAUGAACUCCGGCGCCUACAUCAAGUUCGUCGAGAUGCACACGGAGAUGAGAUCCGAGAUGGAAGCUCACCAGCAGUGUAUGUUUGUCUACUGGCACCGUUUGCUGCUCGUCGUAUUUGAAAACAUGCUUCGUGGCCAAGGCGCUGCUUACGCGUGUGUGACGAUUCCUUACAUGAAUUGGAUCGCUGCAAGCGCACGCGUGACCUCUGGUGCGUGCACUUCGUUUAGCAAUUGUUUGGCUAUCAUGGAGGAGUUAGGCGGUUCAUCAAGUGGGACCCAACGCACGUUGUCCAUUAAUGGUAUCAACAGCUCCGGGCGGUGCGUCAAUCGACCGCCGUUGGAUCGCUUUUGCCAGCAACGUUCACAUUCAGGUGCUGCGUGUGCCGGGUGUGUUCCUCGAGGGGACUGGUCAACUGCUCGCGUACCCAGUACGACAGGCUAUGCUUCAGUUCGAGCUCAGGUCUUCAACGGCGCCAACAUCGGCCAAAUGUCACCGCUGAUCGAACAGGGAUGCCACAACAAUGUGCACGCCAACUUGGGCAGUACCAUGAACACGUUUGCUUCCCCUGCGGACCCUAUUUUCUGGUCGCAUCAUGCCAUGGUCGACUUGUUGCAUGUCGUAUUCCACAAGUGCCGCGUCGGACCGGAUCGACUCACUUUCGAUCAGAAAGCGUCACACUCUGUAGCUUGGUCUUCUUGCACUCGUCGAGACUCAGGUGUCUUCCGCCCAACCGACACAGUCACUAUGCGGACUGGAGAAAGAGGCAGGAAUCCCAUUCCCGGGUCGAGCGAUCCACAAGUCGGCAGGUUCUUUGCAGGAGUUCCGAACCAAUAUGCUGGUCUGAUGGACGUUCGGGAUCUAGGCGCUAGCAGCUACGGAUACGCCAUCAGCGGCCAGGUCGCAACUAUGUUUACGCAGUGCGAUGCCUCGCCUCGAGCUCGGAGGCUGGAAGAAACUGCUGCUACAAACGAUACUUCGACGCCAACCCUCUGCGGCGCGACCGGAGACGGAAGCUCUGAAGGAGACAGAAACGACUACGCCUCGCAGAACAACUUUCCGGAAACAGACUACAAGGGCGAGGAUGACGGUCACAAGGACGUUGUAAUCGUGGACAAAGCGGGUGACGCGGUAAAUGCGAGCACCCCAAGGGAGGCCUAUUACUCCACUAACGCGGAGAUGCGAAUGGCGGACUGGUAUGAUGAGACUCUGGAGGCCAUGGGGGGCGACUCAUACGAUAACAUGGACGACAUCGAGCGUCAAGCCUGCAUGUUUGAGAGCCAGUGUUUAGGUGGCACGAAGGACUAUACACCGGAGUUUAAGGCCCUUUCAAUGGACAAGGGGCCGCGAUGCAAGCUCAUUGUCGACGCCAUCAACAACGGGUCGCAAUCGAUUCAGUACAAGUCGUGGCGCGAGGCCAUGGAGGCUCGCUUUGGUUGCCCCGAGCCGACUGACAUGGCAAACUCAACUUCAUACACGAGGCCGUCGAGCUCGUUAUCUGGAUCAGAUUCGUCGAUUUCAAGAAGAGCGGAUAUCCAGCAAGCGUAA
Messenger RNA from Hyaloperonospora brassicae, 1701 nucleotides. The record is from the annotation of a GenBank genome assembly. NCBI's taxonomy places the organism in Eukaryota, Oomycota, Peronosporomycetes, Peronosporales, Peronosporaceae.